AUGGUUAAGGUUGGAAUUGCUGGUGCUGGCUCUGCUCUUGGCCGUGAGGUAAUAGAUAUUCUCGUCGAAGGAGGUCAGCACGAAAUAAUGGCCCUUGUCAGAAAGGAUCCUGCAAACUAUCCCCAGCAACCCAAUGUCAAUUGGAUUCAGAUAUCCUACGAGGAUAAAUCGGAGCUUGUAAAGCACCUUCGGGGAGUUGACGUUGUUCUCAACUUUAUCGUGGUUAACGAAGACGCUGAAAAUACAGUCGGCAAAUUCGUCAUUGACGCUGCCGUAGCUGCAGGUGUAAAGCGAUAUGCGCCGAGCGAAUGGGCGACUGGUCAGAAACUCCGCGACGCAAUCGACAGUCUGGGUUUCUACCGUAGCAAGCUUGCCAUUCAAGAAUAUCUUGAAGAAAUCAACAAAGACAGGAAGGUCAUCGAGUACACCUUGUUCCAGCCAGGCAUAUUCCUUGACUACCUCGGUCAUCCCCACAAGCGGCUUAAAUAUCUCUACUCCAUGGAUUCACCAUGGCUUGUGAGAGAGAAUCGCAUCGUGUCGGUCAAAGGCUCUGAAGACAAGCCACUGACCUUCACCGCCGCCCGGGAUAUUGGUCGGAUUGUCCGACGCGCAAUUGAGUAUGAAGGCGAGUGGCCUCGAAUUGGGGGAAUAAUGGGCAAUCAAGUCACCCCACAGCAAUUGAAGCAAAUCGUCCAGAGAGUUACAGGCAAACCCACGGAACUUCAACUGACUGACCCGGCUGACCUAGAGGCUGGUGUCUUGGCUGUUGACCUUCCUGUCAUGGCCCAUCCCGCUAUGACAGAUGAGAUGAGAACAGUGUACCAUGUGCCUCUUUGGGUGGGCAUGUUGCGCUCGACGGCUCUUGGAGCUUGGACUGUUUCUGAUGAGUGGAACAAAAUCUUCCCUGACUACAAGUUUGUCGCAGUUGAAGAUUACAUCAAGGAGGUAUGGGGUAAGCAGAAAUAA
This is a messenger RNA of Fusarium odoratissimum NRRL 54006, 966 nucleotides long. RefSeq lists its product as uncharacterized. The record is from RefSeq and is a predicted model, not a curated record. NCBI's taxonomy places the organism in Eukaryota, Fungi, Ascomycota, Sordariomycetes, Hypocreales, Nectriaceae. The coding region runs from base 1 to 966 and encodes 321 amino acids. The transcript has 6 exons.